Acanthosepion pharaonis is the source of this 720-nucleotide messenger RNA. The record is from the annotation of a GenBank genome assembly. NCBI's taxonomy places the organism in Eukaryota, Metazoa, Mollusca, Cephalopoda, Sepiida, Sepiidae.
AUGUGUCUAUACGUAUGUGUAGAUCCUUUAUUUGUUUAUUUAUUUUACUUUCUGUUUGUCUCCCUAUUCUCCAAACGCCUUCUUUCCUACUCUCUCUAUUCAUUAAGAAACCUUCCUCUCACUCGGUUUUUCUCAUCAACACUCUUCUUUCUUUCCGCCUUGUUGUCCUACUGUCUUUUUUCUCACUCCUUACUUUACUCAUCUCCCUCUCACUAUUUCUCUCGCAUACCUCCUCUCUUUACUUCUCUCUCUUUUAUAUUUAGUCCUUCUAUGACUCUACCAAGCUAUCUCUUCCGUCCAUCCGACUGUGUUUUAACUAACACCCCACCACCAUAUCCUCUCCUUUUACUCCACUCUUCGGAAGUUUCCUUUUCUUUUCUCUCGCUAACUUUAGUUUUAUUUUCUCUCACUUUCAAACACUUUCGGUAUCUCUUGAUUUGCUCUUUCUGCCAGCGUUUCUUUCUGCUUGAUUCAUUCUUCACCCGUGUCCCCACCACCAUAUUUUUUUUUCUCUUCUUUCUCGCUUUUUAUCUAUCGUCCUUUCAUCUUGCCAAUAGAAAAGUUUUCUUCACGUUUUCUCUCUUCAUUCUUUUCCUUUCCCUCAAGUUGCAACGUUUCCGCCAUCUUUCUUUGUUCGACUGGCGCCUUUGCUUUCUUUUAGUUCUACUUUACCCUCCCACAACUAAUAUUCCAUUCCUUCUCUAUUACACUUUUAAAUAG